Molecule: messenger RNA, 325 nt
Organism: Staurois parvus
Lineage: Eukaryota; Metazoa; Chordata; Amphibia; Anura; Ranidae
Source: the annotation of a GenBank genome assembly
UCACCGAUCAAUGGAAAGAGCCAAAGAUAUCGGCUCGGUCAUGUGAUCAGCUGUGUACAAUCACAGCUGAUCACAUGGGACAUGUGCCCUGAUCAUCUGUGUAGCCCCAGCAGUGCCACCUGUCAGUGUCCAUCAGUGCUCAUCCAUGCCUCCUGCCAGUACCCAUCAGUGCCACUUUUCAGUGCCUACCAGUGCACAUCAAUGCCACAUAUCAGUGCCCAUCUGAGCUGCCUUUCAGUGUCACCCAUCAGUGGCACCUAUCAAUGCCAGUCAGUGCCGCCUAUCUGUGCCAGUCAGUGACGCCUAUCUGUGUGCAUCUGUGACG